Molecule: messenger RNA, 666 nt
Organism: Amyelois transitella
Lineage: Eukaryota; Metazoa; Arthropoda; Insecta; Lepidoptera; Pyralidae
Product: pupal cuticle protein G1A-like
Exons: 2
Coding region: 1-666 (221 amino acids)
Source: RefSeq, a predicted model, not a curated record
AUGGAUCUUAAGAGUGCAACUCUCUUAAUGUGCUGGUUGGGUUUAAGUCAAGCUGGAGUCAUAGCUUCUAACUACAACCCAACUCUGGUCAAGACAGUUUCAUCACCAGUAAUCACCAAUACUAUCACACCAGUUUACUCCCAAGGACCUUAUUACGAAUCAAUAGUGACGACACACGAAAGCAAUCAGAAGUCUUCAGAUGGAUCUCAACACUCAUCAUUUUCUAAAACUUUAGAUACUUCUUUCUCCAAAGUUAACAAAUUUCAGUCUCAUACAUCAAAUGAUGGCAUAGUUCUAACGCAAUCUGUACCAUCUUUUUAUUCUGUUCCAAUCAGUUCGUCGAAUAGUGUGUAUCAUGAUACAGUUUCUCAUCCAAUUGUCUACCAUACUCCUGUUGUAACAAAAACUGUUACACCUGUAUUAAAGAAAAGUGAAAUAGUGUCUCCAGCUUUAACAUCUCAUGUUGCUCCUGUAAUUUCCUCAAUUGUAACCAAAGAGCCUCCAUUUGCUUAUUCGUCUCCAGUCAUUACUAAACCAGUUUUGAAUAAAGCUAUUUUAGCACCUACGGUUAUUCAAACUGCUCCAGUGAAAGCUAUAGCUUAUUCCCCAACGCCCUUAGUAGCUCAUGCCUCUUUCACUGGCCUAGGAACUAGUUAUUCCUGGUAA